AUGCCCGACCAGAGCCGCAACGCUCACGCCAGCAUCGCUGCAUCCUCGGGUGCGCAGAAGCUACUCAAGCGGGCGGCGCUGCUUCAGACGCUGCUGGCGCGCAAAGAGAGCGCGGAGACGCGCAUUCGGCUGGCGGAGAUUUGGAUCGAGCUCAAUCAGAGCAAGUAUCACGGCGCGGCAAGGGAGACGCUCGAGACGUGUCUGAAGCUUGACCCGGGCGAUGCCAUGUGUGCACGGCGCGUGCUCGCCCCGCUGCUGCUCAGCUUUGGCGAGCACGAGGCGGCGGCGGCGCUGCUCGCGCAGUACAGCAACGACACGAGCGCGGUGAUGUUGUGCUGCGGCCUGCUGCUCUCGCUGGCGGAGCACGCCGAGGCGGAGGGCGAGGAGGAGGAGGAGGAAUCGCAAGCGCGGGCCGAUUCGGCGUUCGAGCGGCUGUUUGCGUGCAACUGGCAGGCGUGCGCGCUCCUCGCCGCGACGGCGCGCGGCGAGUCUCCCAUCCCCGAGCAGACGGUGUCCGAGCUGCGGGAGGCACGGAUCGCAAAGCUGGCGUCGGCCGGCGGCUGGCCGGAGGUGGGCGGCGUGUCGGAGGCGAUCCUGCUGUCCGAAGUCUUCUCCGGGUGCGCGGGCGUGGGCGGCGAGGAGGAGGAGGCGGAGGGGACGUGCGAGGACGCGUGGCCCGGGCUGGAGGGGGCGGCGGUCUGGCUGAGCGCGAUGACCCUCGGCAAGUAUGGCGAGGCGGGCGGGGGCGGAGGUUGCGCGCGGCCGGCGAGGGCGAGCGCGGCGCGGGGCGACGAGAAGCGGCACGUGCGGGUGCUCGAGGCCGUGCUGGGUGAGGUGUUCGAGGAGCUCGAGAUGAUCGUCGUCGAGGCGGCCGGCGAGGACGAGGCGGAGGAGGGCGAGGAGGGCGGCGAGGAGGAGGAGGAGGGCGAGGCGGAGGGCGAGGAGGAGGAGGAGGAGGAGGAGGAGGAGGAGGAGGAGGAGAGCGAGGGUGGCGAGGGAGAGGAGGAGAGCGAGGGUGGGAAGGAGGUCGGCGCCGCCUCUUCGUCGUCGUCUGCCCCCAAGCGCGGCCGCGCCGACUUUGAGGCGUGGAGGGAAGCGAAGCGCGCGCGCCUGGCCGAGAAGCUGGCGCGCAUGCCUCCGGGCGGAGCGGUCUCCGAUGAGGAGGGGAGUGACGAGGGGGAGUGA
Molecule: messenger RNA, 1185 nt
Organism: Emiliania huxleyi CCMP1516
Lineage: Eukaryota; Haptophyta; Isochrysidales; Noelaerhabdaceae
Exons: 1
Coding region: 1-1185 (394 amino acids)
Source: RefSeq, a predicted model, not a curated record